AUGUCCUACAACAGCCACCGCCUAAGAAAACAUCAACGUAUUCACCACAUGGUGAUGGAUGACAGACGUUUAAAUGCUAAUCAGAUAGCUAAUGGGGUCCUACUUCACCAGGACAAUGCUCUUGCACACAAGCCUGUAGUUGCAAUGGCUACUGUGCGCGACUGUAGCUUUGAAUUGGUUGACCACCUACCAUAUUCUCCUUAUUUGGCGCCAUCUGACUAUUUUCUGUUCCCAACAAGAAAAAGACACAUGACUGGGAAGCAAUAUCGGACCGAUAAUGAGGUCGUAUCUGCCGUUGAGGACUUUUUGGAGGGUCAGGAUGAGAACUUCUAUACCACAGGAAUCCAAGCGUUGCAACACCGAUGUAAGAAGUGUAUGGACCGCAGCGGAGACUAUAUCGAAAAAAAAAACACAUUUGGUCAAGUUUGA
Octopus sinensis (East Asian common octopus) is the source of this 429-nucleotide messenger RNA. Its product is annotated as histone-lysine N-methyltransferase SETMAR-like. NCBI's taxonomy places the organism in Eukaryota, Metazoa, Mollusca, Cephalopoda, Octopoda, Octopodidae. Bases 1 to 429 code for a protein of 142 amino acids. Gene Ontology annotation, molecular function: nucleic acid binding. The transcript has a single exon. The record is from RefSeq and is a predicted model, not a curated record.